CGGGCGCCGGCGGAGCAAUGGAAGCGAAGGCGUUUCUGCGGGCAUCGUGCCUUUGCCGUCUGCAGUCAGCGGCGGCGGCGGCGAGAGGCACAUCUGGCGGGCUCUGGUUCCGCCGCCGCUGCCUCUUUCCUUCGGGGCCCGGCGUUGCGGGGUCUCGUCCCGUCACAGGGCCUGGAGCCCUCAGCCCUUUCGACCGGCAGAUGAAGAGGAAGCAAAAGAAUUGGGCAGCCGGGCAGCCUCACGCGGAGCGCUGCGAGUACCUGCGGGAAGAGGUUGGUGGUAGGAUGGCCGAUCGUGUGUUUGACAUAAGCAGGACAUUUCCCCUUGCCUUGGACCUUGGGUGUGGGCGAAGCUACAUUGCUCAGCAUUUAAACAAGGAUGUUGUUGAAAGGCUUUUUCAAACGGAUGUGGCUGAAAAUGCUCUGAAGAACACAAUAGAUUCAGAAAUACCAAGAGUCAAUAUCAUAGCAGAUGAAGAAUUUCUUCCUUUCAAAGAAAACACAUUUAAUCUUGUUGUCAGCAGUCUGAGUUUGCAUUGGAUCAAUGAUCUUCCCAAAGCCUUGCAUGAAGUACACCGAGUCCUUAAACCUGAUGGAGUAUUUAUUGGUUCUAUGUUUGGAGGGGACACACUCUUUGAGCUCCGCUGCUCUUUGCAACUAGCAGAACUGGAAAGAGAAGGUGGAUUUUCUCCACAUGUGUCUCCUUUUACAGCUGUGAGCGACCUAGGACAUCUACUGGGAAGAGCUGGCUUCAACACACUGACAGUGGAUUCAGAUGAAAUCCAAGUUAACUAUCCAGGAAUGUUUGAAAUUAUGGCUGAUCUACAAGGUAUGGGAGAAAGUAAUUGCUGUUGGAACAGGAAACCUAUGAUACAUAGAGCGACCAUGUUGGCAGCUGCAGCAGUGUAUAAAGAGUUGUAUGGAAAUAAUGAUGGGACAAUACCAGCAACGUUUCAGAUAUAUUAUAUGAUAGGAUGGAAAUUCCAUAAAUCACAGGCACAACCAGCCGAGAGAGGUUCUGCAACAGCAUCAUUUGGAGAUCUGAGAAAAAUAAAUGAACUUAUUUCAGGCAAAAAAAAAACUUCGACAUGAAAUAUAGUAAUACAAAUUGUACAUAGCCUGUUGGAUAUUUAACAGUUAUCAUUUAACGUUGACAAACAACAUUAUUUCCCCCAAAACUACUUCGGUGUCUAGGACAAAAAGGGGGUCUAUAUUCCUGUUUACCAUGCAGUGGCUGUAUUUUUAUAUGCAAAUGGUAAUAGCAAAAUUGCCAAUUUGAUCUGGGUACAUCCAGAGAAAUGAUAGUGUGUAUUUCUGUACACAUAUUACUUGCCUAUGUGAAAAUAUGAGAGGUUUGGCUAUUCAAUAAAAGAAUAAAUGAAUGAUGGAGAAGAGACUUGGAUAGUUGCUCCUAUGAGUCCUGGAAGGUCAAUUCUUUCUGCUGCAAUUCUUGCACCUUCUGUGAGAUAAUGUGCCCUCUGUUAUCUAGUGGGCUGUUUGAUGAAAGGAAAGCCAUGUAAUUCCACUAUGCCAGGCCACAUCCUUGUAGGACUUAAAUUGUUGGCCAGGAUCCCAAGGCCCAUCAGUGAAGAGCUGAGAUGAAAUGUAAAUGGUAUACAGUAGGCUAUGCUAAGAAUAAAGGAAUAGUGGGCUUCUAUUUGUAUGGUUAUCCCAUAGGUAACUAUUACAAUGACACCACAUGCAUUAUGAUAUCAUUAGAGAAAUGUAUCAUUGCACAAGGACAUGUUAACUUGAGCCACUUGUAGAAUAUGAUGCAGAGGCAUUUCCCCACCUUGCCACCCCGGGGACAUU
Molecule: messenger RNA, 1811 nt
Organism: Notechis scutatus (mainland tiger snake)
Lineage: Eukaryota; Metazoa; Chordata; Lepidosauria; Squamata; Elapidae
Gene: NDUFAF5
Product: NADH:ubiquinone oxidoreductase complex assembly factor 5
Biological process (GO): mitochondrial respiratory chain complex I assembly
Cellular component (GO): mitochondrion
Molecular function (GO): S-adenosylmethionine-dependent methyltransferase activity
Source: RefSeq, a predicted model, not a curated record